CCACUACACCCCACUUCCAUUUCCCUGUGCGAAUCACGGGUUACAUCAAGUUUUAAAAAAAAAUUAAUAAUAAUAAUUCCAGAAAACACACAGAAAUUGCCGAGUACUUGGUCAGAGCUGGUGCCCAGUUGGACAAUGCUAACAACAAAGGAAGGACCGCGGUUCACAACGCCGCCUACACAGGCCAAACGACGCUUAUAUAUGCUCUGAUUGGACGAGGCUCUGACGUCAACGUCAUGGAUGAGUCAGGGGACACACCUCUUCAUAACGCCAUUGCUAAGGACCACACAGCAGCGGCUGAGCGAAUUCUGACGUCACCGAAAGUAGAUUUAACGAAAACCAACAAACGGGGAUUCAACCUUCUUCACUGGACAACGUUGAACGGCAGACCUGGAAUUGUAGAGAAAAUACUCCAGAGAAAUAAAAAAAUCAUCGACUCUAAGAAGGAGGAUGGAUUUACGGCACUACAUCUUGCAACAGUCAACGACCAUACAGAUAUUGCAAGAGUUCUCAUUGAACAGGGAGCUAGUGUAAAUUCGAAAGCAAACAAAGGACUAACACCUUUACAUGUUGCUUGUGACGAAUGCUACAUCGAGCCCAUCCAAAUGCUAAUAUCUGCAGGUGCCAAUGUUAAUGCAGGUGAUAAUGAUGGAGACACACCCUUACACGUUAUUAUGAUGCAGAGUCAAGCAAAUGACUUGGAAUAUAUAUAUUUAAUUAUUUACAACUUAUACAACAUAUAUUAUAUUUACUCAUGAUCAAAACGUUCCUGUACAUAAUUAAAAGUUAAUAUUCAUACUUUUGAACAAUCUUGUUUGCCAUACAUGUAUUAUUCAUCUGUUAAAAAAUACUGUGGUCCAGUCCUGGCCUGUGACAAGCUGUGCGCUUAAAGUUUGAAACAUCGAAGGGAAUUGCUUCAUAAUAAUUCUCUGGAAUUUUCAUGAACAGAAUUCAAGUAAAUGCAAUUAUGUAUAUAUUUAUUUGUUACAAAGAAUGUUUGUUACGUGAGUA
Gigantopelta aegis is the source of this 1011-nucleotide messenger RNA. Its product is annotated as E3 ubiquitin-protein ligase MIB2-like. Gene Ontology annotation, cellular component: cytoplasm. The record is from RefSeq and is a predicted model, not a curated record. Gene Ontology annotation, molecular function: ubiquitin-protein transferase activity; protein binding. Bases 237 to 758 code for a protein of 173 amino acids. The transcript has 5 exons. NCBI's taxonomy places the organism in Eukaryota, Metazoa, Mollusca, Gastropoda, Neomphalida, Peltospiridae. Gene Ontology annotation, biological process: protein ubiquitination.